UGCAACUGUUCGUGAUAAGCGCGUAAUUACAUGGCUAGUUCGGUACGUCAAACUUCCUGUUUACAGCUAGAAUUUGAAAUUUCAAUGUCCGAUUUUUAGCAAUGGUACAAGGGCCGAUGACGUGCUGGCUUAAAAGCUUCAUUAAUGAGGUGCGAUAUGAAAAUUUAACGAAUUUGGAUCGUAUCUGUUACAAUCCCGGACAGCAUCAACAAAAUUGCGGAGUUUUCUGACGGGCAAGAGCUAAAUUUCAUACGGAAAUUCCAUCGACUGUGAUCACGUUUUCGAGGUCACAAAGUAGGCGUCUGCCCAAUCCAAAGCCCAAGGAUUCAUAGAACUGUCACGCCGCACCGGAGACAACCUCUCAUAUAAACCAAAGCCGCAGAAAGUUCUGGUGAUCGGCGGUAACCAAUCAUGCCUGAUUCGUCUGGUGUUGCAAUAACGGCUGUGCUAUUGAUACUUAUUGUUGUGGACGUUGUGGGCAAUACACUUGUUUGUUUAAUCAUAAAACGAUAUCUUCGCACAAAAAAUCCCAUAAAUUAUUUACUUCUGAAUCUGGCCAUAUCUGAUAUCCUAUUCGCAUUGUUCAUCGCACCAAAGAUUAUCGUCAGCUUCAACAUGAGUCACCCGGACGGAUUGGCAGGUGUGGUACUUUGCAAGCUUUUGACGGGUGGAAAUAUAGCCUGGGUUGCAGGAGUUUCGUCAGUUGUCACUUUGGUUGCAAUUGCCUUUGAAAGAUAUUACUCAGUAUUAUAUCCCAUUGCCAGAGAAAAGAAUCUUUCACGGCGCAAACUGAAGAUAAUAGUUCUUGGCGCUUGGGUGUUCUCAGCAUUUUUCAACAUACCAUUGUUCUUAGCUAGGACCUUCGACAAGGAGAAGACCAGCAAAAACUGUGUUCAGAAUUGGCCUGAGAGGUGGAUGUCCACGGCUUAUUGUUUGGCGUGGUUGGUUUUGGUUGUCGUUUCCGUGGGAAUUAUGGUUGUCCUUUAUUCUAUUGUUGCGUGCACAUUGUGGUUCAAACGCAAUGGAAACAAAGGAAUCAACUAUCAGCAAAAAGGCGUCUUAAAGGUUCGGAAACGUGUUACCUUGAUGGCUAUAGCAGUCAGUUUCAUCUUUGCAGUUUCCUGGGGAGCAGAAUCAAUUGAAUACGUCUUGAGGACUCUUUCAACUCUCAACAUCAGCUUUGAACAUAUUGCAGCUGUUGAUAUGAUGGUGUUGUUCAAUUCAGCAGUCAACCCAUUCGUGUAUGCCCUCUUGAACCAUCAGUUCAGACAGAACAUCAAGAAAGUGAUUUGGUGCAAUUAUACACCGGAACCCAGGACUGGAGGAAAGGAAAACACAAGCCGAAGUACUGAUCAUGAACGCACUACUGAAAUGUGAUUCUUAAAACAUUGCUUAUUAUAUGGCAGAUGAGUCCCACCAUCGAUAUGUUAAAGGUCUUAAAAGUAAAAUAAACUCACUUAAAUAUUAGAGAAGAAGAAGGGUGGAAAGAGAAUUUCAACAACACGUUUACUUAAAAAGGGAGCUUAGUCAAGCAGUGAAAUGAAGGGGACAAAAAACAAUAUCUGCUUGGCUACGUGUAGCCAUACCCUUCCCCCCUAAGGUGAAGCGAAAGCGAGGCAACGUCUACGCAAACCUGACAUUACUCAUGUUCCGUGACGUCACUCUUUUUCAAGAAAAUAUAUAAUGACUUUUUAUUGGUUAACCUCUUUUGCUUGGUAAUUUAUUUCCAUACUAACGAACUGGUGAACAAAACGCUUUCAUGGUCAAAUUUUCAGACAACAGGUAUCCAUGACGAGGUUUUUAAGGCAAGUUUGCUCGACUUUUGGGAUAGAAACAUUUCAAGAAGAACAGCAGAAAGCCGUAGAUAUGUUUUUCGAAAGGUUACAAUGUCUCCGUUUGACUGGCUUUGGAAAAUCUUCAAUAUAUCAAGCAGCGCCGGUAAUCGAUCGCCUUUCUUUUUUAGAUGAAACCGGUUACUAUAUUUACUGUGCCGCCCGUUAAAGCUCUCACAGGAGACCAGGUGCACUAUCUUAAUGUACUUGGGCCAAGAGGCCCUUCAACUUUCGGUUUCUUUGCGAACAGCGCUGCAAAGCUAUUAAAUUGAAGUUAGUAGAUUCUUGCAGCGAUUCCUUCGAUUGAGAGAAGGGUAGCUCUUUCUUUUGUUGCUUGCAGCGUAACUAUUUCUUAAAGAAAUUUGUAAAAACUUGAGAUUCUGCUGCAAUGAUUAAAAUUUUUUCGACGACCAUGGCACUGUUUACAAAUGUAAGCAGAAACAAAAAUAAUAUUUUAUUUCUUAAACUCAACGAAAUUCUCUCCAAAUGAACCCGAAUGAUUUAGGGCCGUAAUUACGGCAAGAUCUGCCAUAACCUGAACAAUUUUUUGAGUGAGUUAAUGGUUGUUAAAAUAGAGGUAAUACAAAUUAAAGAGAGAGGUUCAUCGAAA
Pocillopora verrucosa is the source of this 2442-nucleotide messenger RNA. Its product is annotated as QRFP-like peptide receptor. NCBI's taxonomy places the organism in Eukaryota, Metazoa, Cnidaria, Anthozoa, Scleractinia, Pocilloporidae. Gene Ontology annotation, cellular component: plasma membrane. The record is from RefSeq and is a predicted model, not a curated record. Gene Ontology annotation, biological process: cellular response to hormone stimulus; G protein-coupled receptor signaling pathway. Gene Ontology annotation, molecular function: G protein-coupled receptor activity; peptide binding.